Molecule: messenger RNA, 10157 nt
Organism: Chelmon rostratus (copperband butterflyfish)
Lineage: Eukaryota; Metazoa; Chordata; Actinopteri; Chaetodontiformes; Chaetodontidae
Gene: ranbp2
Product: RAN binding protein 2
Exons: 30
Coding region: 89-9310 (3073 amino acids)
Biological process (GO): NLS-bearing protein import into nucleus; protein peptidyl-prolyl isomerization
Cellular component (GO): nuclear pore; cytoplasm
Molecular function (GO): GTPase activator activity; protein binding; peptidyl-prolyl cis-trans isomerase activity
Source: RefSeq, a predicted model, not a curated record
AGUGACAGUCGAACCGAUAUUUUUUGUGAACUCUUGGUAUUUUACGCACUAUUGUCAGGCGUUGUAAAAGUAUUUGUUUUUGGACGCCAUGCGGCGGAGUAAGGCUGAAGUGGACCGUUACGUUUCCUCAGUACAGAGUUCCUCUCCCUCACUUAAAGAGAAGCCAGUCAAAGGGUUUUUAUUUGCUAAAUUAUACUUUGAAGCAAAGGAAUAUGAACUUGCAAAAAGGCAUGUGUCAGAGUAUCUCAAAGUCCAGGAGAGAGAUCCCAAAGCACACAAAUUCCUUGGACAGCUCUACGAGAGAGAGGGAGAAAUCAACAAGGCAGUAGGAUGUUACAAGCGGUCAGUGGACUUGAACCCAGCCCAGAGGGACCUGGUGCUGAAGGUGGCUGAGUUACUGGUCAGUAAGGAGGAAUGUGACAGCAGAGCAGAGUUUUGGGUGGAGAAAGCUGCCAAGCUGCUGCCAGGAAACCCUGCAGUUUUCAACCUGAAGGAGCGUUUGUUGAGUCGUCAGGGUCAGCAGGGUUGGAACCGGUUGUUUGACCUCCUCCAGGCCGAGCUGGCAGCGAGGCCAGCUGACGCUCAUGUGAACGUGAAGUUGGUUCAGCUGUUCUGUCAGGACGGACGCCUGGAUGAAGCUGUGAAGCAUUGCCUGGCUGCUGAGAAAAGGGGCGUGCUGAGCCACAGUCUGGAUUGGUACACAGUGGUGUUGCACACAUUGCAGGAGUAUCUAGCUCAGCCCAGCAUCUCCAGUAAUGAGAAGAUGUGUCGGCGUCUCCAGAGGGAACUGCUAUUGGCCCACUGCAGCCUGCUGAGAAUCACACUGUCGGAAAGCAAUAUGCAGCCCAGCCUCGAUGCCCUCAGAGGGUUUGAUGAAGCUAUGCAGACACUGAGUGGGGUUGCUGGCCGCCAUGCAGACGAUCUUUGUGACGUGUUUGUGGAGAUGAGAGGCCACCUCUACUUGCAUGCUGCCACACUGCUGUUGAAACUGGCUCAGGAUCGCCAACAGACCUGGAGGGCCGUCAUUGACCUGGCUGCACUGUGCUACUUGCUUGCAUACCAGGUCCCCAGACCAAAGGCUAAAGUGACCAAAAGAGACCAGUCGGCUCCACAGCUUCUGGAGCUGUUGGCCAAUGACCGACAGAGCCAGGCCGGCCACAUGUUGCUAAAUCUGAGCACUGAUUCUUCUACCCUGAUCAGAGAGGUGGUGGAGGCAUUUGGCAACCGUAGUGGUCAGGACUCUCUCUUUGAACUCCUGUUUGGACCACAGGGAUCCACUGGAUCAUCCUUCAUUGCCAAUGAUAACAUUCGUUCCGUUAACACCACAGCUCCAGAGCUCUCUCAACUGGCCAAGUGGGAUGCUGGCUCUAUCCUGCUGCAUCGUGGUGACUUGCAACAUCUAAGCUGGCUGGGGCUACAGUGGACCCUUCUGGGCCAAAGACCAGCCAUGCGGGACUGGUUACAGCAGCUCUUUCCAAGGCUUACUCUGGAAACUUCCAAGCUGGACACCAACGCACCAGAGUCCAUCUGCUUGCUGGAUCUGGAGGUGUUUUUAUAUGGUGUGGUGUUCUGUAGCCACUGUCAACUUCAGGAAACGGCAAAGAUCAGCAGCGGCGUGAACCAGCAGCAACAACAGCAGCUCUAUGAACCUCGUUGCCUCCCUCUUCCUCUCCUUCGGCUCUUGACCACUGAUAGACAGAGGGAGUGGUGGGAGGCCAUCUACAGCCUCAUUCACAAACAAGCAGCUCCUGGUAUGUCAGCCAAACUGCGGAUGAUUGUGCAGCAUGGACUGAGCACUCUGAGGGCUGGAGAGAAAAAUGGCCUUCAACCAGCGCUGGCCAUCCACUGGGCUCAGUGUCUCAGCCAGACGGGUGAUGGAGUGAACUCUUACUACGACCAGAAGGAGUACAUUGGCCGCAGUGUCCACUACUGGAAAGCUGUACUUCCACUGUUGGAAAGGAUCAAAAACAGACGCAGUAUACCAGAGCCGCUUGACCCGCUCUUCAUACACUUUCCCUCCAAAGAUAUUCAGAUGUCUUCUGUUAGGGGUUAUGAAGAGGAAGCCAAGAUAGCAUAUGCAGCUCUACUUGACAUUGAAGGCAAGACAGAGGAGGCCAUCGCUACCUUGGAAACCAUCAAUAACAUGUCAUCCAUCUGGCAUUUGGCACAGAUCUACCAACGGUUAUCUGAGGAGGCCAGCAAUGGGGUUGAGGAGACCCAAGACAGAUGCAUCACUUUUCUGAGAAAGUUCAGGACUUACUUGUCAAAGAUCUAUAAUGCUAAUGCAGAUGACAUUGAGAAGCUGCCUGUUUCCAUGGAGGAAGUUGUGGACCUUCUGAAUGAUGUGAACCAGCAGCUGGGGGAGACUGGGGAGGCCAUGGAUGAAGAAGAGGAGAAGGAGGAGCAGGGUCGAAGAGGACCAGCCCACUCCAGCCCUGCUCAUCCCACAGACACAUCUGCCACCAUAGCCCACAUCAAGUUUUCCACUCCCUCUCCUAACAAAAGCAUCGUCUCUCCUUCAAAAAGACACAUGAUUUCUCCCAAGACACCACCUCACUGGGUGGAGGACCAGAAAAGUCUCCUUCAGAUGCUUUGUCAGCAAGUUGAAGCCCUCAAGAACGAGGUCCAUGAUCUGAGACACAACUCUUCAGGGAACGCAGGUUCCCCUCAUCACAAAAUGUAUGGGGAGAGCUAUGGGGCUGAGGGCCUACAAGAGCCUUUUACCCCAGUCCAGUCCUACCAUGGGGCUCCUCUAACAGUUGCCACCACGGGCCCCUCUGUGUACUACAACCAGUCUCCAUCUUAUAAUUCUCAGUAUCUACUGCGCACAGCAGCAAAUGUGACCCCCACCAAGGGCCCAGUGUAUGGUAUGAAUCGUAUGCCACCUCAGCAGCAUAUGUAUGCCUACCAGCAGCCCACCCAUACACCACCAUUGCAGACAGCCCCAGCUUGCAUUUACCCUCCUCAAGAGCAGGUCUUUGGUGGCCCUCUUCGUUUUGAAUCACCAGCCACAAGCCUUCUUUCCCCUUACAGUGAGGAAUAUUAUGGCCAGAGUGUAACCCAACAAACGACUAACCCUCCCCUGCCUGAGCCUGGUUACUUUACCAAGCCAUCUGUAGUCCCCGUUCAGCCACCAAAAGGCAUCGAGGGUAAGCCUAUGGACUUUGGGAAGCUCUCCUUCAGCCAGCAGGCACCAGCUGAAGUACCCAAAGUGCCUAGUUUUGGAGCAGCAGCAGUUGCCCAGUCAACUCCAUCAGCUGCUUUUAAAUUCAACUCCAACUUUAAAUCCAACGAUGGAGACUUCACUUUUUCUGCUUCCCAGGCCAAGCACAGUGAAAGUCUACUUGGUCUUCUUACUUCAGACAUUCCCACUAAAACAGAUGCUGUUCCAGAGAAGCCUGCGACCCAGGAGCAACCCCCCAGUCAAACAGGCAUCUUCACCUUUGGCAAUAAAAAUGUUAGUGGCUUCUCCUUUGUUGAUUCCACACACAGCAAAAGCACUGGAGGUCUGUUUGGAAAGGUAGAGCAGCCAUUUAAAUUUGGGGAUGUUACCAAGCCAGUGUUUGGGGUUGCUAAGUCUGCUGCAGAAGAGGAAAGAGCUGCAGAGAGCGACAAUGACAGCACUCAUGUUGACGAGGAUGAGGAUGGUCCUCACUUUGAACCCAUUGUACCCCUUCCUGAUAAAGUAGAUGUGAAAACAGGUGAAGAAGAGGAGGAGGAAAUGUUUUGCAACAGGGCAAAGCUGUAUCGAUUUGACACAGAGACAAAAGAGUGGAAGGAGCGGGGAAUUGGCAAUGUUAAAAUCCUAAAACACAGUACUAAAGGGAAGGUCCGCCUCUUAAUGAGAAGGGAACAGGUCCUUAAGAUUUGUGCAAACCACUACAUCACUGCUGAUAUGCUACUAAAACCAAAUGCUGGCUCCGACAAAUCCUGGGUCUGGAAUGCCAUUGAUUAUGCGGAUGAAGAGCCUAAACCCGAACAACUGGCCAUCCGUUUCAAAACCGUAGAUGAGGCAUCACUUUUCAAAGCUAAGUUUGAGGAAGCCCAGAAAACUGUGCUCAAAUCCCCAGAGGAGCAGGAUCAACAGGAAAGGAAGGAGGAAACCCUAAAAGUUUCUGGAUCACUGGCAGCCCAGUUUGCACUGAAAGAAGGGGAAUGGGACUGCACUGUGUGCUGUGUAAGAAAUAAACCCACAGAUAUGCGAUGUGUUGCUUGUCAAAGUGGCAAUCCUAAUUCUUCAUCCAAACCAGACAUUCAGGGUGCUGGUGAAACCAAAGCCAGUCCCUUUACUUUCAAAUUUGGGACUGAUUCAUCAAAACCCAGUACUUCUGGCUCUACAUUUACUGGAUUUGGUGCUUUUGGAGCUUCAAUACCCUCCUCUUUUACAUUUGGCACCAGCACCUCAAAACCUGCUGACACAGUCACCAGUGCGUUUGGCUCUGGCUUUGGGGAUAAGUUUGGCAAGAAGCCAGGGCAGUGGGACUGUGACACAUGUUCUGCAAGAAAUGAGGCUUCUGCAGACAGCUGUGUUUCUUGUAAAGCCCUGAAAGCCUCACCUAAAACACCUGCUACAGCACAAACGGCACCAGCUGUAGAUGCAACUGCAGCACAGGCCUCUAUGUCUGCUGUUAACUCUGGGUUUGCUGCCCAGUUUAGCAAAAAGCCCGGGCAGUGGGACUGUGAUUUAUGCCAAGUAAGAAAUGAAGCCUCUGUUGACAAAUGUGUUGCCUGUAAAACCCCCAACCCUGCAGCUAAAUCAACAGCGGGGGCUCCAGUAGCAUCGAAUCUGCCUCCAGUGUCAGGAUUUGGGGCUGAUUUUGUAAAAAACGGAGGUAUGUGGGACUGCAACGCCUGCCUGGUCAGAAAUGAUGCAUCAGCUGUUGAAUGUGUUUCCUGUCAUGCCCCACAUGAGACUCCCUCUUUAGAAGCCAUGUUUGCCAAGAAGGAUGGAGAAUGGGAUUGUGACACUUGUCUAGUGAGAAACGAGGGCUCUACCAAUAAGUGUUUGGCCUGUCAGACACCAAAUCCAAAUGCUAAAAGCACAACCAGCACUGCUGCCUCAGCCUCCAUGUUCAGCUUUACCUUUGACACAAAGAGUUCAUCAAACCAGCCUGCUGGAACUGGAUUUACAAUGCCCUUUGAAACUGGCAGCACUUUUCAGUUUGGUCAAAGCAAAGAUACAAGCUCAGCUUCUUCUUUUAAGUUUGCAGCUCCUCAGUCUGGCUCUAAUACCACAAGUUCUUCAGCCUUCUCUUUCUCAAUGCCCAUUCCAGCCGGUGGCUUCAAGUUUGGCAUUCAGGACCCUGCAAAAGAAACCCCCUCAACUGAUAGUCAAACACCUCCAUCAGGGUCAGCCUCCAGUUUUCUGAAAAGCAUAGCUGACAAACACAAGGAGCAAGAAAAUGUGUCUGCACCCUCAGUGGACCAAACAGAGGAAGAACAAAAUCCAGUAAUUGCCGGUAAAGCCAAUACAUUCAGCUUUGCAGAUUUGGCAAAGUCCUCUGGAGGAGAUUUCCAGUUUGGCCAGCAAGAUCCCAACUUCAAAGGUUUCUCUGGAGCCGGUCAGCAGGUGUUCUCGUCAUUACAGGCAACCCCCACCAAGACGGAUGCCACAAAUGAGCUGGAGGAUGACGGUAUGUAUAAAACAGAGGAGAAUGAUGAUAUCCAGUUUGAACCAGUGGUCCAGAUGCCUGAUAAAGUGGAUCUGGUGACAGGGGAGGAGGAUGAACAGGUUCUUUAUUCUCAGCGUGUCAAACUGUUCAGAUUUGACUCCAACACCAGUCAAUGGAAAGAGCGUGGUGUAGGAAUCCUUAAAUUCCUGAAGAACAACACUAAUGGCAGGCUAAGGGUGCUAAUGAGAAGAGAGCAAGUUCUGAAGGUGUGUGCCAACCACUGGAUCACCACCACCAUGAAUCUAAAGCCCCUGGCAGGCUCAGACAAAGCAUGGAUUUGGAUGGCCAAUGACUUCUCUGAUGGAGAUGCUAAACUUGAACAGUUGGCUGCUAAGUUCAAAAGCCCAGAGCUAGCUGAGGAGUUUAAGGAGAAGUUUGAAGAGUGUCAAAGACUUCUCUUGGAUAUCCCCCUACAAACCCCCCACAAGCUUGUUGACUCAGGCAGAACAGCACACCUCAUUCAGAAAGCAGAGGAAAUGAAGUCUGGUUUGAAAGACCUGAAAUCCUUUUUGACAGAUGAGAAAACAAAGAUCAAAGAUGAGGACAGCCAGGGAGACAUUACAACAUCCAGCAAUGUUUCAAGCCUUGUAAUCAAGCCCCACGGCGAAACCACCGGCCCCACCUUGGAGUGGGAUAACUACGACUUAAGAGAAGAGGCUUUAGAUGAUACAGCUGACUCAUCAGUCUAUGCCUCUCCCAUCGCCAGCAGCCCUCUGAGAAAGAACCUUUUCCGCUUUGGAGAAUCGACUGGUGGAUUCAGCUUCAGCUUCCAACCUGGCAUCAGCCCCUCCAAGUCUCCUGCUAAGCUUAAUCAGAGCAGAGCCUCAGUGGGUACUGAUGAUGAGCAGGAUGUAACCCAGGAUGAUGAAAGGGAUGGCCAGUACUUUGAACCUGUUGUCCCCUUGCCUGACCUGGUUGAGAUUUCUACAGGAGAGGAGAAUGAACAGGUGGUCUUCAGUCACAGGGCCAAGCUGUAUCGCUAUGAUAAGGAACUGGGUCAGUGGAAGGAAAGGGGUAUUGGAGACCUCAAAAUCUUGCAGAAUUAUGAGACCAAACGAGUGAGGUUGAUAAUGAGGAGAGACCAGGUACUUAAGAUCUGUGCCAACCACUGGAUCACAUCAGCCAUGAAGCUGGAACCUAUGAAAGGCGCAGAGAAGGCCUGGGUCUGGAGCGCCUUGGACUUCGCUGAAGUCGGAGAGAGUAAUAUCGAGCAGCUGGCUGUGAGAUUCAAGCUGCAGGACACUGCAAACACAUUCAAACAGGUCUUUGAAGAGGCCAAGGGUGCACAAGAAAAAAAGGAACUCAUGACUCCAGUGACAUCCAGGGUCACCACACCUCAAGACAGUGUGCCCACAGGAGCUGCACAGACCAUUACAACUGUAUGUGGGAAAGCAGCCAUCGCUGUUCUGGAAGAGACCACAAAGGAACGUACAGAGCUUUCCACCGACAGUAAGCCAUGUGCAGCUGGGUCUCCGAGUCCAGUCAACCCCUCAAAGACAGUGGUGUCACCCCCAAAGUUUGUCUUUGGCACUGAUAGCCUUCAGAGGUUUUUUGGCUCUCCCAAAUCUCACUCUGAGUCUGAAGAAGCUGCAUCCAGUUUGAAAGCCAAAGAUUCUGGACGUCCUGCCAAGGCUUCACAUGCGGUACCUGCAUUCAAAAUCCCUGAGAAAGGGCUGGAUUUUAGGCUUUUCAAAGAUAACCCAAUGGCUUUUUGGACCAGCACAUCAACCACCCAAUUUGAGCCCCCAGGGCCACCUCAGGCAGAAGAAGGCAACGCAUAUUUGGAUGAGGACUCGGACGUGGAGGUUGUGUACGUCAGGGAACCCACACCUGAACAGGCAGUGUUAGCCAGGAAACUCCUUCUGCCUCUCACCUUCUUCUGCUACCAGAACGAACCAGGCUACACCAGCGACGAUCAAACUGAUGAUGAGGACUAUGAGUCAGCAGUAAAAGCCUUGAAUGGAAAGCUCUACCCUGAUCCUCCUGAGAAACAUGGUGCAGCAUGUGGUGAUGAGCCAGACUGCCAAGUGGUGUGGGAGAAGAAGCCGACGCCAGAGGAGGAGGAAAAGGCCAAAAGUCUCCAGCUUCCACCCACCUUCUUCUGCGGCCUGAGCACCACAGACAGCGACCCGGACCACGACAAGACAGAAGACUUUGAGACAGAAGUCCGCAAGGCACAGCAAGACCUGGGCGCCCAGUUAAACCAAGAUGAAAAGGCCUCCAGCAGCCCUGCUGUAGCCUCAGAGGAGCCGAUGUCGAGCCUGUCAUCCAGCAGCAUAGAAGCUGUAGGCAGCACAUCGGCACCGAAGCAGCAGACCUCAGACCAGCCAACAGAGACUGAGAGUGAAGCUCCUAGCAGCAGCUCUCCCAUUGACCUGUCAACUAAGAAGAGCCCAGAGCCAGAGUCUAACACUGGGCCUGCAGCUGCAGCUUCCACUGCUACAACAGCUGGCCAAGACUCCUCCAGCUUUGGCUUCAACACAUUGGGAGGCUUCUCUUUUGCUGACUUGGCCAAAAACACAGAAGGAUUUGCAUUUGGAUCUAAAGACUCCAGCUUCGUUUGGGCAAAUGCUGGAGCGACAGUAUUUGGGUCAGCAGUGACCUCAGCUUCAAAAAACAAUGGCAAUGAGGAGGGCAGUGAUGAAGAGGAAGCGCCUAAUAAUGUGGACAUUCACUUUGAGCCAAUAGUGUCACUACCAGAGGUGGAGACAAAGUCCGGAGAGGAGGAUGAGGAAAUCCUGUUCAAGGAGCGUGCCAAGCUGUACAGAUGGGACCGGGACCUCGGCCAGUGGAAGGAGCGUGGCAUCGGUGACAUCAAGAUUCUCUUCCACCCAAUCAAACAUUUCUACCGAAUCCUGAUGAGAAGGGAGCAGGUGCUGAGGGUUUGUGCCAACCACACAAUCUCACAGACGAUGGAACUCAAACCCAUGAAUGCCUCAGCCAACGCACUGAUCUGGACCGCCACUGACUACUCAGACGGAGACGGCGUAGUGGAGCAGCUGGCGGCCAAGUUCAAAACCCCCGAGAUAGCCGAAUCCUUUAAGAAGACUUUCUGCGAGUGUCAGAGUCGCAUUGGCCCAAAUGAUGGCAAUGCCUCGUGUACUUCCUCACCACAGAUGUCCAGAGUUCAAGAGCACUCCAGAGACACUAACCCACGGGUGUUCCUCGAAGUGGCAGCCGACGGCCAAACACUGGGCACUAUCACCAUAGAGCUUUUCUCGCAUAUUGUCCCGAAGACCGCGGAAAACUUCAGGGCUCUCUGCACCGGCGAGAAAGGCUUCGGUCUUCGGGACUCCAUCUUCCACAGGGUCAUCCCAUCCUUCAUGUGUCAGGGUGGUGACAUCACCAAGAGUGAUGGCACGGGAGGCAAGUCCAUCUACGGCAGCAAGUUUGAGGAUGAGAACUUUGAUGUUCGGCACACGGGCCCGGGAAUCCUGUCAAUGGCCAAUCGCGGGCGCGACACCAACAACUCGCAGUUCUUCAUCACCCUGAAGAAAGCCGAACACCUGGACUUCAAACACGUAGCUUUCGGCUGGGUUCAGGAUGGCAUGGAUGUGGUGCAACAGAUGGGAGAGCUGGGCACAAAGGGAGGCACGCCCGCAAAGAAGCUUGUCAUCACAGACUGUGGACAGCUCUAGCUUUUUAAAUGUUAAGAUCAAGAUCUGCAGCUUGGUUUAGGUCAUAAAGUGUGAAGACGUUGGAUAAUGAUGUGUCCCCUGUGCAGUGCACACCCUCUGCCUAAAACUGAAUCCACAGUCAUUAGGCAUCUGAGAAUUAAACACUGAUCACAGGACUACUGAUCAAAACCCUUCAUCACAGAAACGUGCCCCAGUAGCCUGGAAUUAGAAAUUGAUUUUGCUAUCCCAUAACAGAGUCACAAAUGCGAAACAUGGUGUAGUGUGUGGGAGGAGGCAAACAUAGUAUACUUUUACUCGGUUGCACUUGCGUCUUUACCAUCUGUCAAUAAAUUCUCAUCGUUUGGGGGGUUUUGUGUGUGUAUAAUUGUACAUGGACUACUUUUUUUGUAAUGUCUAUUUGUGUUAUUUUGUCUUGCAUGUGCUCAAUUUGAAUGUGCUGGUCCUCUUCAUAAGCUCCACUCGGGUAUUUUUUUUCCCCUUUUUUUGAAGAAGUCUUAACUAUAAUUGAGAUGUGAGGUUGUUAUUUGAAUGCACCUACGGGUUUAUAACCGUGACCCUGCCUUCUCUCCAAAUGCUGCCUCUGUGUACUUUUUACUGUAGGGCUCCCCCAAUGAUUUUUCUUUGUGUAAGUGGAUUCCACAAUGUGUACAUAAUUGGACUAAAUACUUGCCCACAUAACUUUGAGUCAUCUCACUGUGUUGCCCGGUGGACAGAGGGUGGCUAGAUGAUGAUACAUCUGGUUUGGAUUUUACAAAGGCAGUUCACUAUAGUUUGAGAUUAUCACCAAGUUGAAAUGGUGCUCGUUGUACCAAAAUAAUAUACUGAAGGAAAAAUAAAGUUGCUUUCC